UUUACUGAUACCCAGGAGGGAAAUUAACGUUACAGCUGCACAAGAACCAGAGAGACAGUCUGCCGUAGUCGGCCUUAUCAUUCAAUACCGGAAGACAAGAGGUCCUUUUCCCGCAGACUCCAACAUGGCAAGAGGACCGAAGAAGCACCUGAAGCGCGUCGCAGCGCCAAAGCACUGGAUGCUUGACAAGCUCACCGGAGUUUUUGCUCCUCGUCCUUCCACCGGCCCCCACAAGCUGAGGGAGUGCCUGCCCCUCAUUAUCUUCCUGAGGAACCGCCUCAAGUACGCCCUGACCGGGGAUGAGGUGAAGAAGAUCUGCAUGCAGAGGUUCAUCAAGAUUGACGGCAAGGUCCGCACCGACAUCACCUAUCCUGCUGGAUUCAUGGAUGUGAUCAGCAUUGAGAAGACCGGUGAGCACUUCCGUCUGAUCUACGAUGUAAAGGGACGUUUCACGGUCCACCGCAUCACGGCUGAGGAGGCCAAGUACAAGCUGUGCAAGGUGAAGAAGAUCAUGAUUGGCACCAAGGGAAUCCCUCACCUGGUGACCCACGACGCCCGCACCAUCCGCUACCCAGACCCCCUCAUCAAGGUCAACGACACGAUCCGCAUCGACCUGGACACCGGCAAGAUUACAGAUUUCAUCAAGUUUGAUACUGGUAACCUGUGCAUGGUGACUGGCGGUGCUAACUUGGGGCGUAUUGGUGUGAUCACCAACAGGGAGCGUCACCCUGGCUCUUUCGACGUGGUGCACGUCAAGGAUAGCACAGGCAACAACUUCGCUACCAGGCUCUCCAACAUCUUUGUCAUUGGCAAGGGCAACAAGCCGUGGGUGUCCCUGCCCAGAGGAAAGGGAAUCCGUCUGACCAUCGCCGAGGAGAGAGACAAGAGGCUGGCCGCCAAGCAGGGCAGCAGCUAAACUGGCCACACACAGGACAGCCUGACACCCUGGUUUUCAAAUAAACUGUUAUUUACAAAACA
Messenger RNA from Siniperca chuatsi (mandarin fish), 978 nucleotides. RefSeq names its product ribosomal protein S4 X-linked (gene rps4x). Bases 125 to 916 code for a protein of 263 amino acids. Gene Ontology annotation, cellular component: cytosolic small ribosomal subunit; ribosome. Gene Ontology annotation, molecular function: structural constituent of ribosome; RNA binding. Lineage: Eukaryota; Metazoa; Chordata; Actinopteri; Centrarchiformes; Sinipercidae. Gene Ontology annotation, biological process: translation. The transcript is spliced from 8 exons. The record is from RefSeq and is a predicted model, not a curated record.